This is a messenger RNA of Aegilops tauschii subsp. strangulata, 684 nucleotides long. Lineage: Eukaryota; Viridiplantae; Streptophyta; Magnoliopsida; Poales; Poaceae. The record is from RefSeq and is a predicted model, not a curated record.
AUGGCCCGCAUCAAGCCAUGCCGCCCCGACCUCACAGCCGCCCCGCCUGGACCUCGUCGGAGCGCUCCCUCGCCGGAUCUCCUCCCCGUCCCCGUCGGUCGUCCCCGUCCUCCUCCACAACGGCUCCCUCGAGCCUCGCCGCCCCUUGGUCUCUACUCGAACGUGAGGCCCGCCUCCCCUCUCUUCCCUCUCUGUCCGGUGCCGCCUCCCAGCCGUCCCCGCGCUACGCCGCCAUGGCCGAAGCUCGCUCCGCGCAUGCUCGCUCGCGGCCCUGACCACGCCCGUCUCUGUGCUCACCCCAGCGCACGCCCACGAGCUCCAGGGCGCCCCCGCACGCGCGACCCACGCCAUCCAGCCGCGCUCUGCAACAGCCCAGCUGCAGCCGCCGCGCGCCCGCCUCGCCUCCUGCUGCUCGCUACUGCUUCUGUCGCGCCCCGCCUCCGCUUUUCACCGCGCUGGCAGCGCCGCUGCUUAGCCCCACAGCCGCCGCAUCCUAGCGCCGCCAUCCCCGCGCACCAGGGUCGCCGCCGUCCGGGGUCACACCCUGCUCCCCGGCCCCUGUCACGGCCAAGCGAGGCCGCCGGCGCCGCGUGCCCGCACGAGCCCAGCCGCUCCCCUAUUGGAUUAGUGGGGAUAACCCCCCAGAUUAGAUUAAGUGCUAACCCCCCUUGUGAGUAUGACUAG